AUGGCCGAAAUCUUCGAAGCCAUGCUGCGCGCCGCCAUACUCCUCGCUCUCGCCGCCAGCGCGUUCGCUGGAGGACACUUUUCCGGAGGUUACAGCCUGGGCUACGGUCUUGGCUAUGGCGGUCUUGGCCAUUCCCACUACGGUCUCGCCCAUGGCAUUGGAUACUCCGGCCUGACCGGCUACGGUCUUGCCUACGGGUAUGCUCCAGCUGCGAGCUACGCCAUCGCUGCCCCAGCUGUCGCUGCGUACGCCGCCCCAGCCUACACUCGGUAUGCGUACGCGGCUCCAGCUGUGCACAAGGUCGUGCAUGCAGCUCCAGUGGUAGCCGCUGCUCCAGCCGUGGCUUACGCUGCCGCUCCGGCUGUGCACAAGGUCGUGCAUUCAGCUCCAGUAGUAGCAGCGGCCCCAGCCAUAGCUUAUGCUGCUGCUCCGGCUGUUGCUAAGGUCCACACGUACGCUGCCCCUGCCGUUGCCACUGUACAUCAUGCUCCGGCUGUUGCCGCCGUUACACAUGCCGUGCCAGCCGUGGCUGCCUACCACACGGCCCCUGUCUACGGCUAUGGUGUCAGCAGCCUUGGCUACGGCCUUAAACACUAUGGUUAUGGCCACGGUCUUCUCGGCUAUGGUCUUAACUAUGGCUAUGGCCUCGGCUCUCCCUUCCAUUACGCCACACUUCUGCGCAAGAAAAAGUAAAUUUCUCCAAUGGAUUAGAAGGGCCGAAAUACAAUGCAUAUAGGAAUGAGAAAACACUCUUGGAAUCUGCAGGCGCUUGUACUUACUGUAGCAGACAAAUAAACUGUUUCCAUAGAAUCUU
Molecule: messenger RNA, 814 nt
Organism: Rhipicephalus microplus (southern cattle tick)
Lineage: Eukaryota; Metazoa; Arthropoda; Arachnida; Ixodida; Ixodidae
Source: RefSeq, a predicted model, not a curated record